GGAGGGGCGGGGGCGCGAGCUUGUGAGGGGGAGGACGAGACGCGGUUCUAUAUAUUUUUCCAGUUAAAGAAAUGCUGUGUUGAUAAAGAUUUUUCCCGAAUCACUACAGUCAGAUCAGACCUUCUUGGUGUGUUAGAAACCCCGUUAGAAGAUUUUCAACUUCAAGUCCCGUAGAGAGACCGAUUCCACCUUCCAGUAUGGACUGUCCGAUUGAGGAGUGCAACCAGCCCCAGGAGGAGGACAUCAUGGAUAUCCCCCUGGAUGAUCCUGAGGCCAACAAAGCAGCCACCAAAAUCCAGGCCGGCUUCCGAGGGCACAUGACCCGGAAGAAGAUGAAGGAUGACAAGCCCAGGGAGGAGGUGAGCAGCAGCGGGGAACUCCUUAACGGCCGCCGGAGGGACUCAGGAGCAGCAGGAUCUGAAGAAGUAGAAGGAGAUGACACGUCGUCCCCGGAGCAGUGAGGUCCCCGAGCCCCCCAAAGCCCAUCCCCUGCAAUAACCACACCUUUCAUCCAAAAAUUAUCUUUCCAUGUAAGAAGCAAAAACUUUACUGUAGAAAUGGGUUAUGGGUUUUGUUUUUGGUUAUCGAACUCUGUCACACUUUCCUGCUUCCUGUCCAGUGUGGGUACAUGUCUAUGAGUUGUAAAAAUUGUGUUUUAUAGCAUGAAUGUUUCAUAUCUUGGUUGGUGCGCUCAAGUAACCAAGUCCAGAGUCCAGAAUACAGAAGUAGGCUUUUUGGAGAAUAACGGCUAAUAAUAUUAGAAGGGAUCAGCAAAGUCAGAUGAAUGUGUUAAUUGUUUUGCGUGAUGCUGCUUUGUUGUUUUGAGUCAUACAUGCAUUCAAACCUGUACCUAAAUCUAAACCUUCUCUGAUUAUUAUUUUUUGUUGUUGUUGUGCAGUCUUAUCCAAGUAGAAGGAUUGAUAUUAUCACAUUUUACAUAAAUAAAAUGAAAACACAAAAUGUUUGUAUAGCAGUUCCAUCGAAAAAAUCCCAUGUAAAUGAUUUUGCGGAAUGAAGUGACAUGUUUUUCCUCACUGGAACGAGUGAACAGGUUUGCCACCAUCCAGGCAAUUCAUAGGAGCGCAGCUGUUUUGUUUUUUCUCAUAAUUAGCUAUUGUCUCAGAAUGAUUGUUUUUGCCCUGUUUUUUUUUUUUUUUUUAAAUCUAAUCAGUUUUCUGACCUCUUUGUGCUGUUGUUUUGUUUUGUAUAAAGAGAGAGUGGCUCUCAAGGGUCAAAAUCAACAGCUACUCAAAAUUCUCACACAGCUUUCUGAUUGCUGCAUAUGGUAACACGAGUAAUUGUUUACCACCAUGUUCUGUAUUCUUUUCUGUGUAGGCUAUUGAUUUCCCAGACUUCCAGAACUCAAGCAUGCAAUAUUUAAGAUGUUUCUGUUGAAUAAUUUCUUACAUUUUUGUGGGUGCAAGGAAAGUGCAUUUUGUAUGUAAUCAUGGACGUCAGUUUUACCUUUACCUUGAAGCAGAUGGGUGAGAUUACAAAUGUGUCAAAAGCGUUUUAGAUGACAAGUUGGCAUGCUGCAUGUUCAACAUGAAUGGUCUCUUGCCUGCUGCAUUCCACAAAGGAGUAACACCUGUUUGAAGUUAAUAAAUAAACAGUGUUGGCCAGUUUA
Scleropages formosus (Asian bonytongue) is the source of this 1627-nucleotide messenger RNA. It is a transcript of the gene nrgnb, whose product is annotated as neurogranin (protein kinase C substrate, RC3) b. Gene Ontology annotation, molecular function: calmodulin binding. Lineage: Eukaryota; Metazoa; Chordata; Actinopteri; Osteoglossiformes; Osteoglossidae. Gene Ontology annotation, biological process: regulation of growth. The record is from RefSeq and is a predicted model, not a curated record. The transcript has 3 exons. Bases 198 to 461 code for a protein of 87 amino acids.